This is a messenger RNA of Sceloporus undulatus (fence lizard), 1698 nucleotides long. Its product is annotated as acyl-coenzyme A thioesterase 1-like. NCBI's taxonomy places the organism in Eukaryota, Metazoa, Chordata, Lepidosauria, Squamata, Phrynosomatidae. The record is from RefSeq and is a predicted model, not a curated record. Gene Ontology annotation, molecular function: fatty acyl-CoA hydrolase activity. Gene Ontology annotation, biological process: fatty acid metabolic process; acyl-CoA metabolic process.
CUACGGUUCUAUGGAUGUCCUUGGCAGCCUUUGAAGACACACAAACACAAACACACAACAAGCCACCCCUCCUCUCCUGGCCAGCCUUUGGACUUUGUGGGCGGGUGAGCGGUGGCCAGGGACGACGAGCCCAGCCUCCUCCUGCUCCUGCUCCUUCUGCUGCUGCUGAGCCCAGUCGCCCUCCUCCUGGCCAGCCAUGCCUUCUCCUCCUGCCUCCCCUCCCGGCCCUGCGGCGCUGCGGGUGUCCCCCGGGGGCCUGUGCCUGAUGGACGAGGCGGUGUCGGUGUCGGUGUCCGGCCUGGCGCCCUUCUCGGAGGUGGCGGUGCGGGCCUCGCUGGAGGACGAGGGCGGGGUGCUCUUCCAGUCCUGGGCCUGGUUCCGGGCGGGGGCCCGAGGGGAGCUGGAGCUGGGCCGGGCGCCCUCCCUCGGGGGCAGCUAUCUGGGCCGGGAGGCCAUGGGGCUGCUCUGGGCCCUGCGCCCGCCCCCCGAGCAGCCCCGCCGCCGCCUGGCCAAGAGGGACGUGGGCAGACCCUUCGGGGUGGCCUUCGAGGUCUUCCAGGGCAGAGAGCCCCGAGGGACCCCCCUCUGCAGGGCCCUCAGCCCCAGGGGCUUCAUGGCCCCCGGGCUCCGCAGGCUCCCCGUCCGGGAAGGAAGGCUCCGCGCCACCCUCUUCCUGCCCCCCGGCCCUGGACCAUUCCCGGGACUACUGGACUUGUAUGGAUCUGGAGGGGGCCUUGUGGAAUACAGAGCAAGCCUUCUGGCCAGUCGAGGUUAUGUGACUCUGGCUCUGGCUUACUUAGCCUUUGAAGAUUUGCCAUCUUUCCCAGAUGUCAUAGAACUGGACUAUUUUGGUGAGGCAGUAGAAUUUUUGAAGAAACAAGAGCAGGUGCAGUCUACAAGGAUUGGAGUCAUCGGACUGUCUAAAGGUGCAGACAUUGCCCUUGCUUUGGCUACAUUUUGGCCAGGCAUCCAAGCAGCUGUCAGUAUUUCUGGCUCAGGUGUUAAUUCGUUUAUUCCUCUGAAAGUUAAAGACCUCACUAUUCCUCCUCACCCCUUUGAUCUGAGUAAGAGUAAGGUCACUGGUGAUUCUGAACUUGUGGAUUACUCAGAAAUCUUGGAUGAUCCCAGAGAUCCAGCAACUUGGCAAUGCCGGAUCCCUGUUGAGAAGUCCUUAAGCAAGUUCCUUUUCCUCUCUGGAGAGGACGACAGAAAUUGGCCAAGUCAGCAGUUUUGCCGGGAAGCUGUCCGCCGCCUUCAAGAGAGCGGACGUCACGUGGAGUUCUAUUGCUAUCCUGGAGCAGGGCACCUCUUGGAGCCACCCUAUUUACCCUUGUGCACUGCUUCAUUUCACAAGAUAUUCGGGGUUUUUGUGCUCUGGGGAGGAAAGCUGAAAGAACAUGCAAAGGCCCAGGAGGAUGCCUGGCAAAGGAUACUGGCCUUUUUCAAGCAGCAUUUGCAGGACCCUCCUGUAAAAUGUAAUUUAUAGGCUGCUGUUUUGUAUGAAUGUAAAUGUUAUUAAUCUAAUACUGUACACUCUCUUGAGAUGUUAGGUAGAGUUGGUAGAAUUAAAAAGCUAAGGUCAUAGAAUCAUAGAGUUGGAACUGACCGCAAGGGCCAUCCAGUCCAAUCCCCUGCCAUGAAGGAAAUCUAAAUCAAAGCAUCCCCGACAGAUGGCUAUCCAGCCUCUGCUUAAAAACC